Molecule: messenger RNA, 1447 nt
Organism: Pseudomassariella vexata
Lineage: Eukaryota; Fungi; Ascomycota; Sordariomycetes; Amphisphaeriales; Pseudomassariaceae
Product: kinase-like domain-containing protein
Exons: 2
Coding region: 84-1097 (337 amino acids)
Biological process (GO): peptidyl-serine phosphorylation; peptidyl-threonine phosphorylation
Molecular function (GO): protein serine/threonine kinase activity; ATP binding
Source: RefSeq, a predicted model, not a curated record
AGAUUCCAGAAGCAGAUGGCCCGUUCGCACUGAAGAAGAUAAAUAAGGAUAGGCAGGACGAUCUGAACUUCAAAAAUGAGAAGAUGAUGUUGGAAAAGUUCAACGGAAGCAUUCAUCCUCAUAUCAUCACUGUCCUAUCGACAUUCAAGUACAGGGGAAAGUACCAUCUCUUGUUUCCUUGGGCCGAGUGUGACCUACAGCAAUACUGGAAUACCAGACCUGAAGCCCCACCAAAAGACCGUGGCAACUUGCUGUGGAUCUCUGAACAAUGUCACCAGAUCAUGGAGGCAGUCCAUAAGAUCCAUGAACCGCCCUCCUUAGGCACACUGAACGUCGAAGAAGAACGUUGGGGUAGACAUGGAGACAUCAAAGCCGAAAAUAUACUCGUCUUCAAGUCUCCAAAGGGCAAGUACAUUCUCGUCAUCUCGGAUCUUGGACUUGGCGCCCUUCACCGACAAAUAAGCCGGUCAAACGUGCCGAACCAAUCUCUCCCGACAACCCCUGCCUUUAGGCCACCCGAGUGUGACAUGAAAGACGGUAAGAUAAGUCGAGCUUUCGAUGUGUGGACCCUCGGCUGUCUGUUUUUGGACAUGAUAAUCUGGUAUCUGGGUGGUGAACCACUGAGGAAGCAGUUCGAAAAAGCCAGGAUGACGCGGUAUAUCAAUGAUGAAGAGACAGACAUAUAUUUCGAUAUCGGCAAAGAUAAGAAUGGCGAGACGGCGUUCAGAGUAAAACUAGAAGUGACGAAGUGGCUAGCCGAAAUGCAUUGCCACAAGGCAUGUUCCCAAUACCUGCACGAAUUUCUUGACCUCAUCGAAAGAAAAAUGCUCGUUGUGGAGACGAAAAAGGACAAGCGGGCAAAAGCAGGAUAUCUGGCGCAAGAGAUGAGAGACAUGCACAGAAAAUGCAAGACUGACUUAGACUAUGGGCUCAAAGAGGUGCCGAAGCCAUCUCUUGUCACUAGAGAGCCUCUGGUCGUGACAGAACAUCUGGCCCCAACGGCUCAAGAGAGCGUCAGAAAACACAAUGUCACAUUGAGCAGAUGGGCCGGCGAGCCGCAGCAGGCAGAACACAGUCACGAUGAUAAUGAGGAUUAGAAGGCCGACGUUAGGCUUCUGGUAUUUUUUGUCGAGUUUGGAUACCAUGCAUUUAUGUCGGUUUCUUUCUCUUUCUUACCAUUUCUGUGAUACGCCUUUCCCCAGAAGUAGGUGGCGGCCCGGGUAUGAAAAGUACAUGAUGUUUUCCUUUUAGCUCUAUGCAGUUACGAAUCCUAUUGUUGUCAAAAAAACAAGUUGUCCCAGAAGAUUUCACAAAUUUUAUCUUCUCUGAUCAGGGCUUUCUCUAUGAGGUUGAAGUGUACUUAAUGCGGUUCUAGUCCAGUUUCAUCUGCCAACUCUGAUUUCAUCCUCAUAGUCAUAUUUCAAACUAAACAAAUGAAUAAAACUCU